UCUUGCCAGUCGAACCUCUCAGCCAGAAAUCAGUCGUCAGCUAGUAGCCGAAGUGUCAGUUACACACAUCGAGGGUUCCCAACCGCGUUGCUUCGACGAUCAAACCACACAUCAUAUCGUAUUGAAAAUUGUAAUCAAAGUGCUGAAAACCUGAAUCACACAGACUGAUUGAAAAGUGCUUGCAAACCCCCGAAAAAACAACACACACAAACUGCCAAAGUGAGAAAACGUGCAGCAACGAUCGCGAAUCGCUGCAAUUAAAAAGUCGUCAUAAACCUAGUGCCCAUCCAACAACAAAUAAAAAAAAAACAAAAAGAUGAACCAGACAUGCAAAGUGUGCGGUGAGCCGGCGGCGGGCUUCCAUUUUGGCGCCUUCACCUGCGAGGGCUGCAAGUCCUUCUUCGGCCGAUCGUACAACAACAUCAGCACCAUCAGCGAGUGCAAGAACGAGGGCAAGUGCAUCAUCGACAAGAAGAACCGCACCACCUGCAAGGCGUGCCGCUUGAGGAAGUGCUACAACGUGGGCAUGUCGAAGGGAGGAUCCCGCUACGGACGUCGCUCCAACUGGUUCAAGAUCCACUGCCUGCUGCAGGAGCACGAACAGGCCGCCGCAGCGGCGGGCAAGGCGCCUCCAACAGCGGGUGGCGUAUCGGUGGGUGGUGCCCCGUCGGCCUCCUCCCCGGUGGGCUCGCCACACACACCCGGAUUCGGAGACAUGGCCGCCCAUCUGCACCACCAUCAUCAGCAGCAGCAACAGCAGGUGCCGCGUCAUCCACAUAUGCCUCUGCUGGGCUAUCCCAGCUAUCUGCCCGAUCCAUCCGCCGCCCUGCCCUUCUUCAGCAUGAUGGGUGGUGUGCCGCACCAGUCGCCCUUCCAGCUGCCCCCGCACCUCCUCUUCCCCGGCUACCACGCCAGUGCUGCCGCUGCAGCGGCUUCUGCUGCGGAUGCCGCUUACCGCCAGGAGAUGUACAAGCACCGCCAGAGCGUGGAUUCCGUUGAGUCGCAGAACCGCUUCAGUCCCGCCAGCCAGCCACCAGUGGUGCAGCCCACCUCCUCGGCCCGCCAGUCGCCCAUCGAUGUCUGCUUGGAGGAGGACGUUCAGUCCGUGCAUAGCCAUCAGUCAUCCGCAAGCCUCCUGCACCCCAUUGCCAUCCGAGCCACGCCUACCACUCCUACGACUAGCAGCAGCCCCCUGAGUUUCGCGGCCAAGAUGCAGAGCUUGUCGCCCGUUUCGGUGUGCUCCAUUGGAGGCGAAACCACCAGCGUUGCGCCAGUGCAUCCCCCCACUGCUUCCGCCCAAGAAGGACCAAUGGAUCUGAGCAUGAAGACCUCAAGGAGCUCCGUGCACAGCUUCAACGACAGCGGCUCCGAGGAUCACGAAGUGGAGGCGGCUCCGCGCCGGAAGUUCUACCAACUGGAGGCCGAGUGCCUGACCACCAGCAGCAACAGUUCCUCCCACUCCGGCGCCCACUCACCGAACACCACCACCACCCAUGCAGAAGUCAAGCGGCAGAAGUUGGGUGGUGCAGAGGCCACUCACUUCGGUGGCUUCGCGGUGGCCCACAAUGCGGCUAGUGCCAUGAGGGGAAUAUUCGUGUGUGUCUAAGUACACGGCGAAAAAAACCAGUGGGAGGAGUCGCCCCAAAAAGCCUCGUUGUUUAUUUUUUGUUACUUGAGGAAUAUGUAAAUUUAUUCGUGUGCUCGCUCACACUUAGGGAAGUGGAAAGAGAUAGGGACAGACAGGUUUGCUGGAAAGAGACAGCUUGACCAGGUAGUUGCAUUGCACACGCACACAUACGCCUAUACACCAUCACCAUCGCACACGCACACACACUCACCUAUUGAGCUCAGAUCCAAAAAUUAUUUUUAUGAAAACGUUAAAAUUGUAAAUAUAUCUUUGAGCUUGUUUGCAAUUGUAUUUUAAAGUUAGCCGGCGGUAGAGCCGUAGAAGUAGUAAUCAUUCCCACCCUCCAAAUGCUAUUGUAAAUACAAAUUGUUAAGUCUAAGAAUGAUCUUUAUUGUCUCUAAGUAUUUUAUUCUAUUUUGUCCUAGUUAUGGUAUGUCUAAAUAUUGGCAUUUAGUUUUAUACAAAGAAAAAUAAAAACUAUUAAAAAUUAAA
Molecule: messenger RNA, 2119 nt
Organism: Drosophila santomea
Lineage: Eukaryota; Metazoa; Arthropoda; Insecta; Diptera; Drosophilidae
Gene: kni
Product: zygotic gap protein knirps
Exons: 3
Coding region: 317-1606 (429 amino acids)
Biological process (GO): regulation of DNA-templated transcription
Molecular function (GO): zinc ion binding; DNA-binding transcription factor activity; sequence-specific DNA binding
Source: RefSeq, a predicted model, not a curated record